CUGAUGACUGACAGGCAGACCGAGACAGUCUGAUAUACAACUUCCUUGACACCGACUCGUGAUCGAAACUCUCUCAAUUUCGUGGGCGUUCGUCAAACACAUACAGCAUAUUAUGAAGAUUAUGGUGUACAGUAUACUGAAAUGAUAAAAUGGCACUGAGAACAUACCAGUUUGGACAAUAUGUUAUCAAAGCAUCUUUUGUCUUCUACAAAACUCCAUUGACGUAUGCGUUUGUUAAUAUCAAGCCAGUUUUAACUGGACACGUUCUUGUUUCUCCUCUAAGGGUUGUUGAACGUUUCAAAGAUCUGACACCAGGAGAAGUAUCUGAUUUAUUCUGCUGUACACAACAUAUAUCAAAAGUUGUUGAAGAGGUGUUUAAGGCGUCUUCCCUCACCAUAGCCAUACAGGAUGGGCCAGAAGCUGGACAAACAGUAAAGCAUGUUCAUGUUCACAUAUUACCGCGAAGAGAAGGAGAUUUCCAGAAUAACGAUGAUGUUUACGAAAAGCUCGAGAAGCAUGACAAAAUAACCGAUGUCAAAAAGAUGAGGACGGAAAAUGAAAUGGAUUUAGAAGCUGCAACUUUGAGAGCACAUUUCAAACCUGAAUUCACUGAUCAUAUGGAAUCCCAAGAUUGUUCAAGCUGAAGGCUGUGUUUAAAAAAGGACUCGUAGUUGCAAAGAAAGUCAGUUAAAAUGGAAUUGGGUAAACAUUGAUGUGUAGAGAUUAAGCAAAUCCAUAUUUUUUCAUCGAUAAGUGUUAUGCUUAUAGAAUACUUAUAAAUAAAUCCAUAUAUGAUCGUUGAUAAUGGCAGGUAUCUCCAAUCCAGGGUUAUACAAUGUACAUUACUCAUACAAGACAUCCAUGACGUCAAAAAUGCUCCAUUUGGUAGCCAUGACAACAGUUGUCUCAUUGCCCAGGUAGAUAAGAGAUGAUAUCACCUCAUUAAAUUAAAGAGAUAUGGAUGAAAAAAUGCAAAAAAUCAUGUAGAUGAAGAUAAUGGAGCACGGAUCAUCGGCAACACUCGUCGUUUAUAGAUCAUUAAAGAUGGCCGAGACUUCAGUCAGUGCAGUUGGAAGGAUAAAAAAUGAUAGUGCUCUUAAAAUCCAUCCAUUCAGCAUCCAUUUAUUAAUACCAUGCUCGUCUUGCACGGAGAGGCGAAAAAUUGACUUUUAGUACAAAGCUGUAAAUGUAGGUAUUAUAUAGUACACAAGAUGCAAACUUUUCUAAGAAUUUAGAAAUGUUUCUAUUGUUAAUUCCCAUCAAUAAUACUUGUAUGUUUUCUGUGUACUUCUUGUCAAUAUAUUUGAGCAAAGCAACUUAAUGUGACAGAUACUCGACAAUAUGUUCGAUGGGAUAAUGUCAGAUACGACUCCAGAUUAGAGGAUUACCUUUUUGUAAAGGUGACUCAAGUUGAGAGAAAAAGGCAAAGGUCAUAUAAGGUUUAUGUUUUGCCAAUAUGAAUUUUUUUAAAUAAAAAAUAAAUCAACAAUUUGUAAAUAGAAAAUUACAUAUUAAGUCGGUGACAAUUAAAUCUGUUGCAAUUAAAUGCAGUAUUCUGCAGUGUACGUUUUGAAAGUUCCUCUGCCUUUUUGUGGCAUUCAUCUAUUUUUGCAAUUGUUGUUCCCUAUUUUUAUAUGCCCAGUGUUUCUAGAAUGCCUGUUUGAAAGUAAAACUGCAUUUCUGAUCAACUGUCUUGGUAAUGAUCAACGUAACAUUGCAACUCUGCAAGAUGCGUGCAUAUUUGGGUGCUCCACUAAGUACUGACACACUAACCAAAUACAGAAAUGUACUAUAUCAUGGAAUUGAUGGUUGAACAUUUGAAGUUACUGGUACUAGUGCAUAUGACUAUGAGCCACAGUGAUCUCUUUCUGUCAUAUUGGAUUUGGGGAGUGUAUGUGUGAGGUAUAAUCAUUUGGUUUAUCAACAGAACAACAAUCACCUUUCCAGUUCUGAGUAUUACAAUAGUAGUGUCACUGUAAUGUCAAGUAAUUUGUGUGCUAGCUUGUGUGCGAACUAUUCUCAUUUUUAAAAAAAAAAAUUGUUAAAGUUAUUUAUAAACUGUUUGUUUUCAGUUGUUUUUUUUUUAUUCAUGU
Messenger RNA from Saccoglossus kowalevskii, 2093 nucleotides. RefSeq names its product bis(5'-adenosyl)-triphosphatase-like. The record is from RefSeq and is a predicted model, not a curated record. Gene Ontology annotation, molecular function: bis(5'-adenosyl)-triphosphatase activity; ubiquitin protein ligase binding. NCBI's taxonomy places the organism in Eukaryota, Metazoa, Hemichordata, Enteropneusta, Harrimaniidae. Gene Ontology annotation, cellular component: plasma membrane; nucleus; cytoplasm. Gene Ontology annotation, biological process: diadenosine triphosphate catabolic process; purine nucleotide metabolic process; negative regulation of proteasomal ubiquitin-dependent protein catabolic process.